Molecule: messenger RNA, 1855 nt
Organism: Sciurus carolinensis (gray squirrel)
Lineage: Eukaryota; Metazoa; Chordata; Mammalia; Rodentia; Sciuridae
Gene: Chmp4a
Product: charged multivesicular body protein 4A
Exons: 6
Coding region: 124-792 (222 amino acids)
Biological process (GO): late endosome to vacuole transport via multivesicular body sorting pathway; vesicle budding from membrane
Cellular component (GO): multivesicular body; ESCRT III complex; cytoplasmic side of plasma membrane
Source: RefSeq, a predicted model, not a curated record
GUCGCCGCAGCGCCUUAAGGAGGGAUUGGCCAAGGCCGGUCUCUGUGCUGAGACCCACCCUCCAAGAGCAAGGCGGAAGUGCGGGGCACGCCGAGGGGCGGAGGCUGGAGAGGCGAGGACGCAAUGAGUGGGCUCGGCAGACUCUUCGGGAGGGGGAAGAAGGAGAAGGGGCCAACCCCUGAAGAAGCAAUACAGAAACUGAAGGAGACUGAGAAGAUAUUGAUUAAGAAACAGGAGUUUCUGGAACAGAAGAUUCAACAGGAGCUGCAAACAGCCAAGAAGCAUGGAACCAAAAACAAAAGAGCUGCCCUGCAGGCUUUGCGGAGAAAGAAAAGAUUGGAACAGCAGCUGGCACAAACCGAUGGGACGUUAUCCACCCUGGAGUUUCAGCGUGAGGCAAUUGAGAAUGCCACCACCAAUGCAGAAGUGCUUCGUACCAUGGAGCUGGCUGCCCAAGGCAUGAAGAAAGCCUACCAGGACAUGGACAUUGACAAGGUGGAUGAAUUGAUGGCUGACAUCACAGAACAACAGGAAUUGGCCCAGCAGAUCUCAGAUGCCAUUUCUCGGCCUGUGGGCUUUGGAGAUGAUGUGGAUGAGGAUGAAUUACUGGAAGAACUAGAGGAGCUACAGCAGGAGGAAUUGGACCAGGAGUUGUUAAAUGUGGGCAGCAAGGAGGAAGAACCGCCAGUCAAAUUGCCUAGUGUACCUUCUACACAUCUGCCUGCAGGGCCAGCUCCCAAAGACGAUGAAGAUGAAGAAGCAUUAAAACAGUUGGCUGAAUGGGUAUCCUGAUGAGUCUUGGGCUUGUCCUCCUCCUGCUGCCUUCAUUAGUCCCUUUUCCUUAAGUGCCAAAUGCUGAGCUAAAGGAGCACAGCUGUUUUGGGAGGUCUUGCUGAGGUGGUAGUAUGCCUGUCUGAGAAAGGGACCUGUUGCCCUCCCAUCCCUGGCUGAAUGCUAAAGGAUCUUGCUGCAGGAGCCCCUGGGCGCCCUUCUCUUUGAUAGCAGUUACAGUGCCCAUGUUCCCAAUAAAUUGGGUGGAUGGAUCCCCAGUGUCUAUACUGUUCUGCCUAUACCUGAAACUCUUCCCUGGUUCUUGGAGCUGUAUUUUAAGCAGUGAACAAAGUUAACACUGAGUCAUGAGCAGGGGUUGGAACAUAGAACAAAUGGGUGUUUUUAAUAUCUUCACCUGUAUUCUAGGGAAACAACUCCAUAUCCUAAAGGUGCUUAGUGUUGAGGUUAAGCAAACUUCCAGUGUUAUCUUAGAAGUAUGUGGAACUAUCUCUAGUCUUGACUCAUUUCUUUUGUCAGUCAUAAUCUCUCUUCAUUUUCCUUUAAAGCACAUUUUCAAGGACAGGGAGGGAGAAUACAAGUAGCUUUCCUUUAUCCAGAACUCAAAGUGCUUAGCUUUCAUAACUAGAAGACUUGGUGUGAACUCUAUCACUUGUGUCUGGGAGUAACAGUACAAGGAGUUCUGACUCCCUGGUAUUGUUUUCAAUAGCAGUUAAUGUGGAGUUGAAGGAGGGAGGAGCCAAAGUACUAAACACAGCCUAAUAUUCAUUUGUGAAAGAAUAUACAAUGCUAUCACUUUGGACUAUAGAUAGGCAGAACUACAAAGUAGAAUAUCCAGGACUUGUUCCAACCACUGCUUGAACAUUGAGAUGCAAAAUAAUGAAAUAAUGAGUACAUACUUACUUGGGUGUUAAUCUGGGUAUCUGCCCCACCCCACCCCCCAUGGACUACACUGAAUUACUGUUGAUUUACACAGGUGUUAAGAUUACUGGUGGGCUGGGGAGAUAGCUCAGCUGCUAGAGUGCUUGCCUUGCAAGCACAAGGCCCUGAGUUCGAUCCCCAGUAC